CUUCUCUCUCUCUUUUCUUUUUUUUGUAUGCCCUAUAGUUUCUAUUAAAUGAGUGAUAACGAACGUUCUGGGCCAACCGGUGAUGAUGAGCUUUCUCUUCCUAAAGCUACUGUGCAAAAGUUAAUCAAUGAAAUGAUGCCGGACGAUAUUAUUUGUUCUAAAGACACACGCGAUCUGUUGAUAGAUUGUUGCGUCGAGUUUAUUCACCUAAUUGCUUCUGAGGCAAACGAGAUUUGUGAAAAGGAGACUAAAAAGACGAUUGCAGGUGAGCACGUUGUUGCUGCGUUAAAGACACUUGGCUUUGAAGAGUAUGUAGAGGAAGUGGACGAUGUAUUCCAAGAACAUAAGAAACAACAAAAGGACCGAGAUAAGAAGAGCACCCGAUUAGAAAAUACUGGUAUUUCAGAAGAAGAAUUACUACGACAACAAGAAUUACUCUUUGCUCAAUCGCGUAUCAAGUUUGAGGCACAACAACAAUAAAUCCUUUACUUCUUUUCUGUGUACAGUUUUUUUUUUUUAUUCCUCCUCCUUCCCACUCACACAAACACACCACUUUUCAUUCCACCGUAUAUAUAAAUAAUAUAAUCCACAUUUCAAAAAACACAAAUUCUUAAUUCAAAAU
This is a messenger RNA of Mucor mucedo, 622 nucleotides long. Its product is annotated as histone-fold-containing protein. The transcript is spliced from 4 exons. Gene Ontology annotation, biological process: negative regulation of transcription by RNA polymerase II; RNA polymerase II preinitiation complex assembly; chromatin remodeling. Bases 49 to 480 code for a protein of 143 amino acids. The record is from RefSeq and is a predicted model, not a curated record. Gene Ontology annotation, cellular component: negative cofactor 2 complex. Gene Ontology annotation, molecular function: protein heterodimerization activity; core promoter sequence-specific DNA binding; general transcription initiation factor activity. NCBI's taxonomy places the organism in Eukaryota, Fungi, Mucoromycota, Mucoromycetes, Mucorales, Mucoraceae.